AUACGACCCCCUUUUAGGCAUGUCUGUUGAACAUGUGUUUUAACAUGAACAAAAAUUGUUGACUUUUUUUAAAUUAAUUGUCUAAAUCUUUUCUUGUGUAUUAUUUUGGGUUUAUUUGGCUAAUUACCUGUCAAAUCACAAUUUAAAAUGGCAAAGAAGAAGAUGAAAAAGCUGAGAAAAUUGAAUCUAGUUUUUGAUGAAGAGGAACGUCGAGAUUAUUUAACGGGAUUUUCCAAGAGAAAGCAGGAAAGAAAAUUAAAAGCCAAGGAAAAAAUUGAAAAACAAAUGAGAGAACUUCGUAUCAAAUUGAGAAAACAAAAACGAGAGAAACUUAAAUCAGCGUACAUUAACCAGCAAGGCGAUCCUGAUAUUGAAGCUAUGUUGCCAAAAGAGGAUAUUAAGACGUAUGAUUUACCUGAACAAGUUGUUACUAUAAGCCCUAUGGAUCCGGCUGAAAUAGGUGGAUCUUUAAACCUUUUUAUGGGUUAUAAUAAAUUUGAAGCAUUACCUGAUGAUGAUCCUGGUGAAGGUAAUACAAAGCUUGUAAACAAACAACAAAGUUGAUGUUUUUACGUAAUGUUUCCCUGUUGAUAAAUUUGUUUACCAUUUUGGUAAAACUCAAAAGUUUUGGUUUAAACUUAAUUUAAGGUGCCUCGAUUCAUGAAGCUUAAUAAAUUAAUUUAUUUCAAUCCUA
Messenger RNA from Tetranychus urticae (two-spotted spider mite), 694 nucleotides. It is a transcript of the gene vito, whose product is annotated as nucleolar protein viriato. Lineage: Eukaryota; Metazoa; Arthropoda; Arachnida; Trombidiformes; Tetranychidae. Gene Ontology annotation, cellular component: nucleolus. Gene Ontology annotation, molecular function: rRNA binding. The record is from RefSeq and is a predicted model, not a curated record.